AUGGAUGAUCCUAGCCUCUACCGUAAACUCAUAGGGAAGCUCUUCUAUCUCACUAACACUAGACCGGACUUAUGUUUUACUAUUAAUCUCUUAAGUCAGUUUAUGCAAAAGCCCACUAACUUUAACUAUCAAGCUUUGCAGCAUGUUCUCAGGUAUAUCAAGUCAAGUCCCUCUGAAGGACUUUUCUUCCCUGUUGAUUCUAGCAUUCAAAUAAAGGGUUUCAGUGACUCCGACUGGACCACUUGUCCUAAUACACGAAGGUCCACUACCGGGUACUGCGUUUUUCUAGGAACAUUUCUUGCUUCAUGGAGGUCGAAGAAACAGAGCACUGUUUCUAGGUCAUCCACAGAAGCAGAGUAUCGCGCCUUAACUGCUACUGUAUGUGAGAUGCAGUGGCUUCAUUACAUUCUUCAAGAUCUCCAUGUUCAACCCAAUGCGGAUUCCGUUCUCUACUGCGACAAUAACUCCGCAAGACAUAUCGCGCACAACCAGGGCUUCCAUGAACGCACUAAACACAUAGAGCUGGACUGUCAUGUGGUACGUGAAAAGAUCCAAGCCAAGUUCUUAUGUCUUUUGCCUAUUCAAUCGGAGGAACAACUCGCCGAUGUCUUCACCAUGUUCCCUCAUCGCACACGUUUCAGAUCUAUCAUCCCCAAGCUUGGAUUAGUGAACAUCCACCAUCCAGCUUGA
This is a messenger RNA of Vigna radiata var. radiata (mung bean), 690 nucleotides long. RefSeq lists its product as uncharacterized. The record is from RefSeq and is a predicted model, not a curated record. Lineage: Eukaryota; Viridiplantae; Streptophyta; Magnoliopsida; Fabales; Fabaceae. The transcript has a single exon. Bases 1 to 690 code for a protein of 229 amino acids.